AUGGAAAUAUUAUGGAAGGUGUUUUGGAUAAGCUGGUUAGUUUGCUUCGCCUCCAGAAAAUUGUACGUGACAGGAAAUGAAACGACCACGUUAAAUUCUGGGACACUCAACACGACGACAACAACAACUGUUGAGAUAUCAGAACGAAGUGAUGACCACACCGAAGAACCAGAUAAAACUCAAAGUGAUCUUGAUCUUGAAACUCAGGAUCAAGUCGCCAUUUUGAAACAAAUCAAUAGGGUUAACGAUGAUGGAUCAUAUACUUUUGGUUACGAAGCGGCUGAUGGAAGUUUUAAAAUAGAAACAAGGGAUGUAAACGGAAACGUUAAAGGAAUGUUCGGGUUUAUCAACGAAGACGGAGAGCUGAAGAGAGUAUCGUAUUCGGCAAGUAAUGGAACUGGAUUUCAAUCAACUGGAACUUUAAACAUUCCACCUCUUCCAGGUACUGGUUUAUCGUCCGAAGAAGGAAUUAAUCCAAAAUAUAAUGGCGAUAGAUUUAAUCAGGAAAAUAAUUUUAAACCCAAAGGUUUAGAUGAGUCUUCGACAAAAAUUAGUUUUGUAGAUUCGACAACACCCGUGUAUGAAAGUUCUCCCGAUACACAACCCUCCAAACUUCCAGUUUACAUUUUUGGUUCUUCAACAUCUUCCAGUCCCGUGACCGUUACUUCGAAACCCGUUGUGAUUCAACAUAUUCCAAAAGUACGACCAACACCGGGUUCUAGUUCGACCAUACCAACUGAAUCUGAAGAAAUUUUAUUGAAACCUUUACUCAGUGAUUUAGCACCCAAAAGAACAUCGAAUACUAAUUUCAUCAGUUUUGAUAAUAAUGAUGACACAUCUGAAUCUACCUUACCAGAAGAAAACAGUGAUAAUCAAAGUGUAAUACAAGUGAUUCGACCGCGACCUGGUCCUUUUAAAAAAGUUAUAGUUACGAAGCGUCCGGUAGUAGCAACAACUCCAAAAGUGGUAACAACUACUGAAUAUAAAUCAAAAGAUUAUGUUGAAAAAAUUAAAAACGAAGAUUCUUCGACAGAAGGAGAAAACGGAGUCAGAAGGCAACUCGGAGUAACGGAUAAUUAUUUAACAACCACAACAUCUAAUCUCGCUACAUCCGGAACUGAAGACAGUCCAGACGUGUAUGGUGGAAAACAAGUUACGCGUCCUUAUCCAUCCACUGCCUUUCGAACUCUCUUUACUCAAAUUCCUCAACACCAAAGAAUAUUACAAAAUUCUUAUAUUCAAAACCGAAAUAAUUAUAUUUCAGCUGCAUUAGGGAAUCCAGGUCUUUUACCGACUCCUGCUCCUCCUCAAGUGGUUCCUUUAACUACUCAAGCUCCAAAUCAACAAAAAACUUUUCCGCCUUCAACGCCACCCGAAGAACGGGACAAUACUCCUACUCCAAUACCCCAAACAAUUCCUGACAUUCAAGGUCAAAGACAAUUUAUUUUACCACCGAAUUUCGUAGGACAAUAUACUCCAACUGUACCGUCAGUCGGUUCUUAUCAACAAGAACAACUUCCUCAACAAAUAUUCAUUCCUCCGGCUUUAUUAGACUACUUAAUAAGAAUGUUGAUAAUAGCUCAGCAACGGUUAUUAAGUCAACAAAGACAACAGGCAAUCAAUCCUUAUCAACAUGGAGUUUUUACCACCGUCGGUCCCAAUAACGUUCCUCCGGAAGUAAUCAAUAAUCAGUAUGAUCCCCGUUAUUAUCAACCUAAUAAAAUAACAUAUUCCAAUUACUCUCCGGCUUUGAAUGGAUAUUCAAAUACGAUACCACCGCGAAACACACCCGACGCUCAAUAUCCUUUGCCAUAUUAUCAAGCCUAUCCUUCAUUUGAUCCUCGAUAUAAUUAUCAGUCACAAAUGUUUUCACCUUUACCAUACAAUCGUUAUCAACCAAGAACACUUCCUUAUGAAGUCGACUCAAUAAGGCAGCCACAAAACGACGAAUACAUGCUAAGAAUGUUAUUAGAUUAUUCAAAAUAUCAAGCUCAAACUCCUCUUCCUAUCGUUCAGUCAACUUCGACCGUCGUAGAACGAUCUUCUUCUCCGUAUACCAUAGGAAGAGAUUCCACAACGUCAUCCUCGACAACUCCAACACCAAAGGUUAACCCAGUGAGAAACGUUGAAAUAUUAGGACAAAUAAACGAAGAAAGUCAAAAUAUUAACAAUUACGAGAGCAGUACAAAAUCAGAAAAAUAA
Pediculus humanus corporis (human body louse) is the source of this 2202-nucleotide messenger RNA. RefSeq lists its product as uncharacterized. The coding region runs from base 1 to 2202 and encodes 733 amino acids. The transcript is spliced from 2 exons. Gene Ontology annotation, cellular component: chitin-based extracellular matrix. Lineage: Eukaryota; Metazoa; Arthropoda; Insecta; Psocodea; Pediculidae. The record is from RefSeq and is a predicted model, not a curated record. Gene Ontology annotation, molecular function: structural constituent of chitin-based larval cuticle.